AUGAACGUGUUUGACCACAUCAACUUUGACUCCCUCUUCAAGUUCUCCCAAAUAUCUCAUUCCACCCAGGUGCAUUUGAAGAAUGUGUACUCCAGCCUGGCAGUUUGUAUGUUUGUGGCUGCAGCUGGCUCCUACGUCCACGUCGUGACACGCCUCUUUCAGGGAGGGAUGUUGUCUGUGCUCGCCUCCCUGGGGAUGAUGUUUUGGCUCGCCAUGACGCCACACAACUCUGAGACAGAAAAGAAAAGACUGGCUAUCCUCGCAGGAUUUGCCUUCCUCACAGGUGUUGGCCUUGGCCCCACACUGGACUUUGUCAUUGCUGUUAAUCCGAGCAUCAUCGUGACGGCCUUCAUGGGAACCUCUGUGAUCUUCAUCUGCUUCACGCUCAGCGCUCUCUACGCCAAACGCAGGAGCUACCUGUUCCUUGGAGGCACCCUGAUGUCUGGCCUUUCCCUCCUGUUCCUAAUGUCUGUGAUGAACAUGUUCUUUGGAUCUGUGAUGCUGUUUAAGGCACACAUGUACCUGGGGCUGCUCAUCAUGUGCGGCUUCGUCCUGUUUGACACUCAGCUCAUCAUUGAGAAAGCAGAGAACGGAGACAAGGACUACAUCUGGCACUGUGUGGACUUGUUCCUUGAUUUCAUCACCAUCUUCAGGAAACUGAUGGUCAUCCUCGCAAUGAACGAUAAGGAGAAGAAGAAGGAGAAGAAGUAA
Messenger RNA from Etheostoma spectabile (orangethroat darter), 711 nucleotides. RefSeq names its product testis enhanced gene transcript (BAX inhibitor 1) (gene tmbim6). Gene Ontology annotation, cellular component: mitochondrial membrane. NCBI's taxonomy places the organism in Eukaryota, Metazoa, Chordata, Actinopteri, Perciformes, Percidae. Gene Ontology annotation, biological process: negative regulation of RNA splicing; negative regulation of apoptotic signaling pathway; negative regulation of endoribonuclease activity. Gene Ontology annotation, molecular function: enzyme binding. The record is from RefSeq and is a predicted model, not a curated record.